AUGGCGGUGGCCAGAGGCGAGAUCAAGCAACGGGGCAGCAGGAAGCUUGCCGCGGCAGCAUGGAGCACAAGCGGGGAGGUCAGCCCGCGCCUGCUUGAAAACGAGCCAGGCAGGGGAUUCGGCAAACCCCGUGACUGUGGCCGUCAGACACAAGUUACGGCCCACCGGGAGGUGUUGAAUAGUCCAAGAACCCUCGGCCCAAGGCGUUUUGUAAAACCCCCCGGAAAAGGGGGGGUGGGGGGGGGGGUGCGUGUUAGAAAGACCUCUGGUUCGCACUGGGAAGAGCCCCUCAACUCAAUGAUCGGAGUCCGCCUCUCUCAACAGCAGUUCGCCCGAGCAGGGACCCGUAGCUACGAGUCGGGCAGCAACGGGAUGUGGUCUGUGUUGCGCGUUCGCGACUUGGGGUGGGCGGAGUGGGGAGUGCGAAAAAGAGAGCUCGGUCCAAGGUCCAAGGGUACGGCCAGCUUGUGCGAGACUUGCCAGGCGGCGCAGCGUGAUGGAGUGGUGUCGCAGGAGACGGUCAAUGGCAGAAGCGGGAACCGGUCAGGCGGUAUUUUGGGCCUGGCGAGAAAACAAAUUGAGCUCUGGUCAUCAACGGCGCCGAGCACGUCGCAGGGACCCCGGACAGUACCAGGAUGGUGGAGAGAAGUCAGGGGUGUCGCUGGACAAUCAGAGGCGCGCAAACGGAUACCCUGCCGAAGCCAGACCGGCAAAAAGGAUGUCAGCACUGGCACUUGUGACACUGGUCAGCGGGGGGUCACCGGGCUGACAAUGGUGGAUUCGGGACGAGAGGCUGGUUUGAUACUCGGCAAGCUGGCGAUUCCGCCGCAUGGGUGGCGUCCAAGGAAAGUUCGCCAAUCCAUGGAUGCCAAGCCGAAACUCGGCUCGACAAAGACCUGCAACGCCAGAAACAAACGGGCAGGGGCGACCAGCACAACCUCUGCUUCAUCCAACACGGCGGGCCUCUCCGCCUUUGGCCGGCGCAAAACCCCGAGCCGUGGUGAUGAGCGGCGCAGUGGGCCAGCAGAUGCACUUGAAUCCCACCCUAGCGGAUCGAGCGAGGAGUGCAUCAAGGCCGCUGAAGCCGUCGCUAUCCAGCCUCAAGCGGGAAGGGUGGGAAGGGUGUUCAUCCCACCCGACAGACAGAGCGCCGGGAGAGGUGCCAUGCAUGAGCGCGCGUGGUGGGCAGGGAGCAGAAACAGCGGGGCAACCAGCAGCCAGCGCCCAUUGCAACAUUGCGACCCAAAUUUUGGGCGCGCAGCAUCGUGGACAAGGGUCAGAUCCCGCACCGUGCCCUGA
This is a messenger RNA of Chaetomium globosum CBS 148.51, 1299 nucleotides long. RefSeq lists its product as uncharacterized. Lineage: Eukaryota; Fungi; Ascomycota; Sordariomycetes; Sordariales; Chaetomiaceae. The record is from RefSeq and is a predicted model, not a curated record. Bases 1 to 1299 code for a protein of 432 amino acids. The transcript has 5 exons.